Molecule: messenger RNA, 1289 nt
Organism: Halteromyces radiatus
Lineage: Eukaryota; Fungi; Mucoromycota; Mucoromycetes; Mucorales; Cunninghamellaceae
Exons: 9
Coding region: 34-1182 (382 amino acids)
Biological process (GO): proteasome-mediated ubiquitin-dependent protein catabolic process; membrane fusion; Golgi organization
Cellular component (GO): cytosol; nucleus
Molecular function (GO): ubiquitin binding
Source: RefSeq, a predicted model, not a curated record
CUUUGUUUCUUUGUUGUUUCUCUUCAUUCUAACAUGUCUGAUCAUAACGAAUCCAUUAACCAGUUUAUUGCCAUGACUGGUGUUAGUAAGGAACAAGCAAAGUUCUUUGUAGAAAUGGCUAAUGGGGAUAUUGAAAUGGCACUUACUCAGUAUUAUGAUAACAGCAAUGAAAGUUCUGGACCUUCUACUCCUGCUGCCUCUUCAAGUCUAGAAAGUAGUGCUAUACCAUCAUCUUCAGCCAUUCCUGCGAAGCGGUCAACCAACGCGUCAAGGUCAACCAAAUCAUCAAAUAUACGAACUCUGAACGAUGUUGCGACUUCUCAAGCUAGAGAUGAAGACGAUGACGAACCUCAAAACUUUUUUGCUGGUGGUGAAAAAUCUGGUAUGCUUGUACAAGAUCCUACCAAACGUGGCAAAAACAGCAAUCUUGUGGAUGAAAUCUUGAAAAAAGCAGCAGCUGGGGGUCCAGCUCCUGAAGAAUCAAGCUCUGACAAGGCAUCAAAACCAACUUAUUUUACAGGAUCAGGUUACACAUUGGGCAGUGAAGAUGAACCUUCAGUCAUGGUGAAUAGUGAAAAUCCUGCGGAAUCAAGUGAAGAAUCCUUACCAUCGGUAGUUCGAUAUUUGACCUUUUGGAGAAAUGGAUUUAGUGUUGAUGAUGGACCACUUUUACGAUAUGAUGAUCCUGCAAAUUCAGCCAUGUUAAGCUCAAUCAAUAGUGGUCGUGCACCAUUAUCUUUAUUAAAUGUAAAGCAUGGUCAACCUGUGGAUGUCAGAGUAGCAAGACGGCAAGAUGAAGACUAUGUUCCUCCUCCUAAAGCUCCUCCUAAACCAUUUGAAGGUACUGGUAAUCGACUUGGUAGUCCUGCCCCAUCUUCACCAUCAAUCUCCUCCAAUACUACAGCUCCUGCUGCGGCUACUACUGCAGCCGCUCCUGAAAUUGAUGCUAAUUUGCCAAUCACAUCAGUACAAAUUCGUCUUGGCGAUGGAUCUAGACUUGUGGCAAAAUUCAAUCAUACUCAUACUAUAGGAGACAUUCGACGAUACAUUGAUAGUCAACGUCCUAAUCAACGAUCAUAUAUUCUUCAAACAACAUUCCCUGUCAAAUCAUUAGCCGAUGAAGGACAAUCACUAAAGGAAGCUGGGUUAUUGAAUAGUGUAGUAGUUCAACGUUAUGAAUAGGAAUAUAUUAGAAAGAAGUACAUCAAAACAUUUUUUUUUUUUUUUUUUACGCGAUCAAUAAAAACUGCUUUACUGUCUUUUUUUUUUCUUCUCUUUUUGUAUGGUUU